Molecule: messenger RNA, 1404 nt
Organism: Vicia villosa (hairy vetch)
Lineage: Eukaryota; Viridiplantae; Streptophyta; Magnoliopsida; Fabales; Fabaceae
Product: SCF E3 ubiquitin ligase complex F-box protein grrA-like
Exons: 1
Coding region: 1-1404 (467 amino acids)
Biological process (GO): SCF-dependent proteasomal ubiquitin-dependent protein catabolic process
Cellular component (GO): SCF ubiquitin ligase complex
Source: RefSeq, a predicted model, not a curated record
AUGAAGAAGAAGAGAUCUUCUCAACCACUAUCGGAACCUGUCAUUGCUUUGAGAAAGAAGAAGAGAAUUUGUGUCAAAUCUUUUCAACAACAACAACAAUCAUUUUCUUCUACACAACCUGAAUUUUGCUUACCAGAUGAUUGCUGGGAGCGUGUCUUUUCAUUCCUCAUCAAUCCUGUAGACGAAACCGAAGACAAAAAUAAACUCUACUUCAAAUCCUCCUUAUCUCUCGUCUCUAAACAAUUCCUCUCCAUCACUAACCGUCUCAUAUUCUCUCUCAGAAUUUAUUAUCCACAACUUUGCAUUCUCCCUCGUUUUUUUCAUAGAUUCUCCAACCUUCAUUCUCUUGACCUCUGGUUCGCCUCCUCUCAUGAUCUCGACAACAAUGCAGCCAUUGCUUUGGCUCUCCGUGACAGACCAACAUUGAAAUCAUUAUCUAUUUUCGGAAUUGAGCUAAAGGAUACAAACUAUGUUUCUUCACGUUACAUUGAUUCCUUCAUGAGUUUGAAGGGUUUGAAUUCUCUUAAGUUUCGGUAUUCCAAAAUAUCCGAUGAUUUGCUUUACUCUAUUGCAAAAGGAGGUCUUCCUUUAAAGAGGCUUGUUCUUGACGUUUGUCGCGGCUAUAGUUACCAUGGAAUUUAUGGUUUAUUAUCCAAGUGUCAUGAGAUACAACAUUUGAGUCUUCAAGAUGUUGAUUUUCUAAAUAAUCAUCAUGUUUCCCAGUUGUCUUUACUUGUUCCUGAUUUGAUAUCUAUAAAUCUUAGUGGAUGUUCCAAGCUCACAGAAUCAGCUUUGUUUGCCAUCAUUAAGAACUGUCAUUCACUUGAUAAAAUCACAAUUGAACGCAUAUAUGUUAAGAGAAAGAGGGUACAAAAUUUUGAUAUUUUGAAAGAUUUUCAAGUCAACCCUCAAUUAAAGUCUCUACAUUUGGCUGAAAAUUCAUUUAUAAACGAUGAGAUCGUCCUAUUGUUUGCUUCAAUUUUUCCUAAUUUACAGCUUUUUGAUUUGAGUAAUUGCGAUCGCAUAUCUGAUAAAGGUAUUUGUCAAGUUCUAAAUAAAUGUUGUAAGAUUAGAUAUCUGAGUUUGAUCGGCUGUAAAAAAGUGAGACAACUUAAAAUAAACGUUGUAGUUGACCAGCUAAAGAUGUUGAACUUGUGUGGUACAAACAUUGACGAUAAAACACUCUAUGAAAUCUCAAAGAGUUGUUAUGGACUUUUACAACUAUUAUUGAUAUAUUGUAAAUAUGUCACAGUAAAGGGAGUCACGCGCGUGAUUGAAAACUGCACACAACUGGAGGAGAUUGAUUUGAGAUGCUGUGAUAAAGUGAAUGAUGAUGAUGUUGUCUCAAUGCGUUCAUCAAGGCCAUCAUUAAAAAUAGAUUAUUGCUCCACAUUUUUGUUUUAG